Messenger RNA from Galdieria sulphuraria, 3251 nucleotides. Its product is annotated as chromatin remodeling complex / DNA-dep ATPase. Bases 40 to 3120 code for a protein of 1026 amino acids. Gene Ontology annotation, cellular component: chromatin; nucleus. The record is from RefSeq and is a predicted model, not a curated record. Gene Ontology annotation, molecular function: ATP hydrolysis activity; DNA binding; ATP binding. The transcript has 5 exons. Gene Ontology annotation, biological process: regulation of transcription by RNA polymerase II; nucleosome organization. Lineage: Eukaryota; Rhodophyta; Bangiophyceae; Galdieriales; Galdieriaceae.
AGAGUUGUGCAUUUUUUGAAAAUUGGAGACCCCGGGGCCAUGAGAGAGGAUCUUGCUCAGAACGAAACGACUGCAAGUGACACAAAAGAAAAUGAGAGCCAAAGUGAGUUAAAAAAAGAAUAUGCUGCGGAUUUGGAAAAGAAUGCUGCCCACAACCUACCUCUAAAGAAGGAAAAAAAGGAGAAGUUUGAUGAAGAUAAUGCUGUGGUUAAGAAAGCAACGGCCGCCUCUGCAAGGGAAAGGCUUAAGUAUCUAGUUUCUCAAGCAGACAUUUUCAAACACUUUGUCUCAGGUGCCUCCCCACAGAAACCAAGUACUGAGCAAGCCAAGACUUCCUCCAAGUCUUCGAAACGUCGAAUGACAGAAAAAGAAGAAGAUGAACUUUUGAUGGAAGCAGAAGUGGAUGGUCACCAAGAAACAACUCGUCUGACCUCACAGCCGUACAAUGUGAAAGGCACAAUGCGACCAUAUCAACUAGAAGGUCUUAACUUUUUGAUUGGCUUGUAUGAACACGGUUUAAACGGAAUCCUUGCCGAUGAAAUGGGGUUAGGAAAAACACUGCAAACUAUAUCCUUGCUUGCUUUUUUAAGGGGCUAUCGUCAUAUUAAUGGACCUCAUCUUAUUAUCGUUCCAAAGAGUACCAUAGGAAACUGGGCUUUGGAAUUUGACAAAUGGUGUCCUUCUUUUAAUAUUUUGCGUUUUCACGGCAAUCAGGAUGAUAGAGCAAACUUAAAGGAACAACGGCUUUUGUCAAAAGACUUUGACGUGUGCCUUACCACAUAUGAAGUGGCAAUCAAGGAAAAGAAUAGUUUGAGACGAUUUAUGUGGCGUUAUGUUAUUAUCGAUGAAGCACAUAGAAUUAAGAAUGAAAACUCUAUACUCUCUCAAGUUGUACGUACAUUUGAAUCUCAGAGUAGGUUAUUAUUGACAGGGACUCCAUUGCAAAACAACUUACAUGAGCUUUGGGCACUACUCAACUUCUUGCUUCCUGAUAUAUUCGCUUCUGCAGAGGACUUUGACUCGUGGUUUUCUUCAGUAGAGUCGGAUAAUGAAAAUGCAAAAAACGAGGUUAUUCAACAGUUGCAUGCAGUUUUACGGCCCUUUUUAAUACGAAGAUUGAAGUCUGAAGUAGAACAUGACCUUCCUCCAAAGAAGGAGACGGUUUUGUUUACAAAGCUAUCAAGUGUUCAACUGGAUAUCUAUCGAAAUCUUUUGAAAAAGGACAUUGAUGCAAUAAAUGGUCCUGGUGGAGAUCGUGUUCGUUUGCUGAACAUUUUAAUGCAGUUGCGAAAGUGUUGUAACCAUCCUUAUCUUUUUGAUGGCGUCGAAGAUCGUAGUUUGGAUCCUUUUGGUGAACACGUCAUAGAAUCUUGUGGCAAGUUGAUGCUGUUAGACAAACUUUUGUCACGACUUCGGCGAGGAAAUCAUAAAGUUUUGAUCUUCAGUCAGAUGACGAGAAUGCUCGACAUUUUAGAAGACUAUUGUAGUCCAAAUAUGCGAGACUAUCCUUAUUGUCGUAUUGAUGGAAAUACAGAAGGAGAAAUCCGAGAUUCAAUGAUUGAGGAAUUUAAUAGACCAGACUCGGAUAAGUUUAUUUUCUUGUUGAGUACUAGGGCUGGUGGCUUGGGAAUCAACUUGGCAGCAGCAGACACGGUAAUUUUGUACGACUCAGACUGGAAUCCUCAAGUUGACCUUCAAGCAAUGGAUAGAGCACAUCGUAUCGGUCAGAAAAAUCCUGUCAAUGUUUAUCGAUUGAUAUCCGAGAAUACUGUUGAAGAAAGGAUUUUGCGCAAGGCACUAGAGAAGCUAAAGUUAGAUUCACUCGUAAUUCAACAGGGAAGACUUGUUGAUCAGAAGAAACAGUUGGGCAAGGACGAACUCUUAGAUAUGAUUCGAUAUGGUGCAGAUCAGUUUUUUCGUGUGGACGCUGCAGACUAUAGAAAUGAAGAUCUUGAUGAAAUUCUUUCACGAGGAGAGUCGAAGACCAGAGAAAUUCAGGAGGAGUUGGAUCAACGAGCAGAAACUAAUGGACUCAACAUGCUUCAAUUUAGUCUUUCUGAUUCCACAUCGGUGUAUCAGUUCGAAGGUGAAGACUAUCGUGGAAAGAGAACGAAUACCAACAACACUUUCUUUUUGGAUGUGGGUAAACGUGAGCGUAGAAAGAUUUACGAGGAAAGUGAUUUACGCCAGUCAUCACAUAAUGCCUCGCGUUCUACUUCUGAGCGUCCUAAACAAAGACUAAAGCCUCCCAAGGAGCCAACAUUGCAUGACUUUCAAUUUUUCGAUGCACAACGACUACAAGAAAUUUUCGAGGAAGAAAAGAGGGCGGUUAAUGAAUAUAACAAGGUUGCAGAAGAGGCAGUGAAGCAAGGAAAGGAAGCUCCGCCUGUCCCUGAACUUCUUCCAGCCGAUAAGGAACAAGAAAAACAAAUUUUAUUAUCGGAAGGAUUUGGAAAUUGGAGUAGACGAGAAUUCCAAGCGUUUGUACGUGGAUGUGAAAGGCAUGGAAGAGAAGCUUAUGAAACUAUUGCAGCAGAGAUAGGUUCCAAGUCAGUAAAGGAAGUCAAAGAAUACGCUAAAGCAUUUUGGAAGUAUGGACCUGAAAGAAUCGAUCAGUUUGGAAAGAUUAGAAGAGCAAUUGAAGAAGGAGAAGCAAGGAUUGCUCGUCGUGAAGAAAUGGAGGAGGCAUUGAAGUUGAAGGUAUCACGGUAUACAGAUCCCUUGAGAGAACUUCAAAUUUCAUAUGGAGCCUACAAGGGGAAAGGGUUUACGGAAGAAGAAGAUCGUUUCCUAGUUUGUAUGACAUACAAACUUGGAUAUGGACGAUGGGAAGAGUUGAAGAUGGAGAUCCGCAAAGCCUGGCAGUUUCGGUUUGAUUGGUUUAUCAAGUCUCGAACACCGCUGGAGCUACGCCGUAGGGUAGAUAUGCUCAUACGGGCUAUAGAGAAAGAGAAUGAAGACUAUGCAGAAAAAUAUUCGAGAAAGAAGAUUGGUAAGAAGGUGAAAAAAGCAUCUAAGAAGAAAAGGAAGAUUUCCAAAUCUGGGAACAAACGGGCUUAUGAUGAUUCCAAUAUGGACGACUACUUUCCUUCGUCUGGGAAGCGAACACGAAAUAGUUAAGUUUUGUGAACAAAACUUUUAAAUAAUCUUUGGAUAACUGGAUAGUCCAGAAAUCAUUCAAACUCGGAAAAGCUUUUGCCUUUGACUUUAGAACUGCCUUGUAGAAAAUAGACGCCAAGUCACACAACAAA